This is a messenger RNA of Limulus polyphemus (Atlantic horseshoe crab), 2714 nucleotides long. RefSeq names its product heterogeneous nuclear ribonucleoprotein 1-like. The record is from RefSeq and is a predicted model, not a curated record. The transcript is spliced from 8 exons. The coding region runs from base 877 to 2457 and encodes 526 amino acids. Lineage: Eukaryota; Metazoa; Arthropoda; Merostomata; Xiphosura; Limulidae.
ACGUUGUAACAAACUGUUAAUAAAACUUCUGUAUCUAGAUACGAAUUAUAUUGACUACUAUGAUGAGAUACACACUUCUAGUAUUUCCUGGUAAUAUUUCUCAUGUUAUUGCAUUACUGAAAUUGUGAUGUCAUAAAAUGUAUAAAUACCUUAUUUAAAAUAUAACAUAUAAACAUACAUGUCAACACUGAGAGGUGCCAAAUCGGGAGACUUUUUUAUGGAGUAGCAUCCCGUGGUGGGGGGGGGGGGCAUGGGCCGCUAGAAAAUUUAGAAAAAAAAAGGUGCACUUUUAUUUAUUCAGGGGGUCUUCAGACAUUUACACUUAUAAGAUUGAAAUGAUGUUUUCUUUGUUUCAUCUGCUGAUAUUGUUAUACACUUUUAUUGUAAGAAUUGAAAAAUGAAAAAAUACAGAUAUCCUGAUUAGUGUUCUUUGUUAUAUUCGAAUGUUGCACUUUCAAUACCUGCUUGGUGGGCUUGUAUUUACUGGCUGAGGAAUACGAGUUAAAUUUACAGUUUAAAAGGGCACAUGCUCUGUCAUGCCCUAAAUCAGUCCUAUUCUCUGUUAUAAUUUUUCUCACCAUUGCAAAUCUCCUUUCACUCAAUGCAUUGGAAUGUCAUACAACAAGCUGACAUUAUAACAAUGUCACACAGUAAAUAUUUACUUUAUCCUGGUUGGCACUCUGUGAAGUUGAAUUUUGUGACUCUAUUCUCUUUGUUAAAUUAUCAAAAAAGUUGAUAUUGGGAGAUCCUGGUCAUGUGUCAGGAGAUUGUGAAACAGGACUCCACCUCGGGAAACUCCUGCCAAAAUCAGGAAAGUUGACAGGCCUACAUAAGACAAACCAAAACUAGAGAAAAUUUGGACUAAACCUUUCCUAGAUGACCGUGACCAAUGUUCCCUGGUGGGACAGCGAUCUAAAUCUAAGUAAAGAAGCACGUUCAGCUAGAGACCAGUGUUUCCAAGACACGAAACCAGAAACAAUACGUAACGCUGAAACUCUGUGUCGAGAAACUUUGUAUUCAGACUUAACUGAGUUAGAAUUUCUGGAAUCAAUUUGCAGUGAUAAUGGGACACUGACAAAAAUGAUGUGGAGGUGCGUGUAUGAUGAACUGGGUAAACAGUAUCCAGGUGUUGGAUCGAAAUCAAACAAACAAUCCUUAAGUUCGUUGGAGAUCGACAUGCUCUAUCUGCUCCGAAGUUACUUAGGAUAUGGGAGUUUUUUUCGUAGAUUUCAGCCACGCAGGCGUUAUCGAAAUACACCUAACAGAUCAGCGAUGGAGAUGGUCGACAUAAACCAAACGAAUUUUCAAGCGUUAUACCGUAAAUAUCACAAAGAACCGCCUUCUGAAAAAUCAUCAUUUUCAAGUACACAUCGAAAUUAUCCUUUCAAUUUCAGUAAUGUUGAACCCAAACAAACAAAUUUUACUGGAAGUUUGUUUCCUAUAUCUGAAAACAGAAAGUUAACACGAAGGUCGUAUAAUCACCCUUCUGGAUUGGAUUAUGGUUAUACAACAAAGACGUCGGUUAACUAUGAUGGACAAGGUGAUGGUUAUCGUCGUUAUGGAUCCGCAAGCUCAAGUUCGGGUGACCAGCAGCAGUCUAGCGACAGAUAUCGUCUUUACGGGUCAGAGGACUCGAAUUCUGGAGAUAGACAAUCCAGCAGUAAACAUGAAAAUUAUGGAACUGGAAUUUCAGGUCAUUCGAAUCAACAAACAAGCAACAGUUAUCUUCCUAACAGGUCAGGAAAUUCGGGAAGUUACAACUACGGUUCUUAUGGAACCGACAGCUUAGGCCAGGGAGGUCAACAUUCAAUUGAAGGUUAUGGUUCAGGAAGCUUAACUGAUGGGCAAGUUUCAAGCCAAAGUCACGGUUCUCUUGGAUCAGGGAACUCAGGUCAUAGAGGUCAAGAUUUAUACGAUCGUUUCAAAUCUCAUGGGUCAAGUAGCUCCAGCUUUGGAGACCGAUAUUCGAUCGAUAAUCAUGAAAAAUACGGAUCUGGAGAUUCACUUCUUGAGGCUCAGAAUAACCAGGACUCAUCUGCAGUAUCGGGAGCUGGAUCAUUUCAUUACGGAGCAAAUAGACCGUAUGGAUCUGGAGAGAAAUCUGACUUCCAAGCUUCUGCAAACACUUACAGUGAAGGAAGCUCGUAUCCUGCUUCAGGUAGCAUUAGCGGUAGCCAUUUCGGUACGAGAAAGCAGCAAAACAGACUGUUGAAUUUUCCAAGAGGUGCUUUCGGAACUGGUAGUUUUUCUAACUCGUGGUAUAACUCAUUCAGAGGCAGACCUGGAUUUAAUAGAUUUAACAAUGCCAAUGGUUAUUUACCACAGGGUUCUGGAGGACAUGGUGGAGGUGGUAAUUACAGAGUUGACCGUCCAGGUGUCUCUCCAGACGUAGAAUCAAACAAAUUCAACUUGCCAGAAGCUCUUUACCAAUGUUUACGAAAUAUUUUUCAACGCUAGGGAGCGUUCAGGAACACUGUGGACGCCUACUGAUGCUCAGCGAUGGAAGUUAAAUACGAUUACUGGUUGAGCGUUAUCCAUUUUUCAAUAUUAGCAGAACAAUUAAGUUACGUAGAUCACAUUCCAAUUGAUAUUAAACACGGUUUGUAAAUAAAGAACCGCCCAAAAAUGGUCUGGUGUUUCUGACGUACAAACUUCACCACAUUCAGAAACUUCCUAUUUUGGUCUCUCAAAAUAUGGGCAUUUAAAUUACCAUU